This is a messenger RNA of Drechmeria coniospora, 981 nucleotides long. RefSeq names its product endo-1,3-beta-glucanase. Bases 1 to 981 code for a protein of 326 amino acids. The transcript is spliced from 2 exons. Gene Ontology annotation, biological process: carbohydrate metabolic process. Lineage: Eukaryota; Fungi; Ascomycota; Sordariomycetes; Hypocreales; Ophiocordycipitaceae. The record is from RefSeq and is a predicted model, not a curated record. Gene Ontology annotation, molecular function: hydrolase activity, hydrolyzing O-glycosyl compounds.
AUGCUGGCUGUUGAUCACGGAUCACGCCUUCAGCAAGCGAGGUUGCGAGCUUUGCGUCACGCCCGUUGUCGAUACGCGUUGGCCAUACCAUCCUUUCGCUUCGUGUCUCUUCUCAUCAUGACCGGCUACCAAGCCCUCGCGGCCAUCCUCGCGGCCGUGGUCUCGACGGCCCAGGCAUGGGAUGCUCCCAACCAUGCAGGCUUUAGCAAAGUCUGGCAGGAUACGUUUGGGGGGAGUCCUGGGUCGCCUCCCGACGUGGGCAACUGGAAUAUCAUCAACGGAAACCUUGGGGUGAACAAUGAGCUGCAGACGUACACGCCCAGUUCGCGAAACGUUCAGCUCAGCGGCGGCAGCACGGUUCAGUUCGUACCCUGGCGAGAUGCCUCGGCCCCCUUUGGUUGGACGUCCGGUCGCAUCGAGAGCAAGUACGUCUUCACCCCCGCCGCCGGCAGGCUCACGCGCGCCGAGGCCAUCAUUCGAUUCGGCACCAAUGCCAUCGAUCGCAAGCAGGGCAUCUGGCCGGCCUUUUGGAUCCUCGGCGACUCGAUCCGCUACGGCAUGCCCUGGCCGUCAUGUGGAGAGCUGGACGUCAUGGAGACGGUCAACGGACAGCUGAGGGGUUACGGCACCGCCCACUGCGAUGUCUUUCCCGGCGGCAUCUGCAACGAGGGCAACGGGCUCGGUGCAUCCAUCGCCAUCCCCGACCAGGGCUGGCACACCUGGCGGAUCGAGUUUGACCGACGGCCGGCCAGCUGGCUGGAUCAGACCAUCACCUGGUACAUGGAUGGACAACAGUUUCAGCAGAUCCGAGGCUCCCGGAUCAACAACUACAACGUCUGGAACAGCCUCUGCUACAGCCCCGUCUUUUUCCUCCUCAACGUCGCCGUUGGCGGCAACUGGCCCGGCUACCCGAACUGGAGCACACUUGACGGGUACGGAAGCAUGAUGGAGGUCGGCUACGUCGCGCAUUACACCACUUAG